AUGGUGAGUAUGAUUGAUGAGAGUUUCCAGUAUUCAAGUUUAACCGCCCUCGAUGAGGUCUGACGCACUUUGUUUUUCACCAACUCGCCUAGUUGCAUAAAAAUUGGGGGAGGAGCCGGUGAAGAUCGAGUUUUCUUUGGGAUUGAAAUGAGCAGGCAAAACUGAGCAAAAAUGUGUAUAUAAAUUAGUCAUUUUUAUGGAAGUUGGUUAGAGUUUCGUUUCAUAAAUUAUUUUCGAGCAUCAAAAGUUGGCAUUUUAGAAACUAGACACUUUUCUGCGCUAAUUUAGUCGUAAAUGUUUUUUUUUUAAUUUUCAUAUGAUAGAAUUAAACUUCAAAACACCUGCCUCUUAAAGUUGAGGUUAAGGCUACAUUUUGGAAUUUUCUGGGCCAUUGGGACUUUUGGUAGACCUUCAAAUUUUGAUUUCGUUAAUCAAUUUACGUAUUUUAAGUUAAGAGUCUUUUCAAAGUUAAUAACCCACCCCUCAUAAAUCCUGUUUCAUAUAAGUUUCACGCCAAGAUCUUGUAGCUAUCAUGCAAGUAAAAACCUGACCUACUGAAUUAUUCACAAACUCGUUUGACACACUCAAAAAUUCUGAUCCUAUACACUCACUUUUCUAUACUUUUUUUCUGGAAUAACAAGAAAAAAGAACACAUCCUGAAUACACCUAAUAUAUUCACACCCACCACUUCCGUAACCCCAAGAUUCCUUUUUUUUCUUCAUCACAUACAUAUAUUUUUUGUACCCCAAGAAGAAAAAGAAUUCUAAUCUCUUUUUGAUUUGCAUUUCUAAUUUUUCGUCGACGCUUCUUCCACAUCAUCAUCAUCCAAUCUUUAAAGGCACAUAGUGUUUGUUGCAGAUGCGUUUCUUGGUGAUUUUGUUCGCUUGCAUUCUCGCGUGGGUUCUCGCAGCUCCGUCUGUUAUUGAUCGCGAAGAGGAUGCGUUCAGAUUGUGUAAGUUAGCCGAAGUUCUGAGCACGAUAUUUAUCUGAAUUUUUGCAGUGAACAACUAUCUUCAAAAAUAUGGACCUGAUGAAAACUACAUUUAUUUGAUGGAUCAUGGGUAGGUUUUGGGUAAAACCUAUUGAAAAAAUCAGAAAAAAAUUCUGAAUUGUGAGCAUUUUAAGAUUGGAAAUUGGAUAACUGAAAAAAGCACAGGGUUCUAGCUUCCCUUAAAAAUAUCACUCAUUCAAAUAUUUUUUCUGCAGAUCUGCCAAACGUGGUCUUGGCCCGCGUCCUCUUCGCUUUGGAAGAAAAUAA
Messenger RNA from Caenorhabditis angaria, 1258 nucleotides. The record is from the annotation of a GenBank genome assembly. Lineage: Eukaryota; Metazoa; Nematoda; Chromadorea; Rhabditida; Rhabditidae.